GGUGCUGGGGCUCACGCUGCUUGCGGCUGGGGUCGCGGGCUGCGGCCGUCGGGUGCGCUCGGACUCGCUGUCGAGGGAACCGGACCGUCGUGGCGCCGCGUGGCCGCAGAUCGCCUCGGAUGGUGGCCUGCGUCUGACAGUCCCAUCAGCUCUUCUCAGCUCUUCUGAGGCCGCAGUGGUCAGCUCCCCGCUCAGCACUUGCCUGGAGCACCCCUUCGCAACCGUCUAUCCCGUUGUGUCUGCGCGCCGCUUCUGCCCACCCUCUGGGCGCCGUCCCUCCCUCCUCUCCCCCUUCUUUCUCUAGUUGACGUGGCAGCUCCCGUCUGCUCCCAGCAUGCCUCGUGGCCGGCGCCAGGGCCCUCGCAAUCCCAUCCGGGCGGCAGCCAACUACGCCAAUGCACACCCCUGGCAGGAGGACGGGGCCACUCCUGGGGUUGCGUACACCCCCCUAGUGGAUCCCUGGAUUGAGCGGCCCUGCUGUGGGGACCCUGUGUGUGUGCGCACGACCAUGGAGCAGAAGAGCUCAGCGAGUGGUGCUGUGGGCUGUAAGCCCGCGGAGAGGGGCCCCCCAGCAAUGCGCAUGGGCCUGCGGCCCCUCAAGGUGGACUUCCACUGGGUGCCCGGCUCAGACCCAGGCACCUUCGAUGGCUCCCCUUGGCUGCUGGACCGCUUUCUGGCCCAGCUGGGCGAUUACAUGUCCUUCCGCUUUGAGCACUACCGGGACAACCUCAGCCGCGUCUGCGAGAUCCUCGGGCGCCUGACGGGCCGAGCCCGGGCGUGGGCAGCCCCCUACCUCGAUGGGGACCUGCCCCUGCCUGACAACUAUGAGCUUUUUUGCCAGGAUCUUGAGGAAGUUAUUCAAAACCCAAACAACUUUGCUGAGUACCACGCUGCAGGGCCCUGUUCUUUGCCUCUGGCCUCGAGCCAGCCACCAGUGGCCCCACAGCUGCCUGUGGUGAGACAGUACUUAGCUAGGUUCUCAGAGGCCUUGGCCCUCAACAUGGGCACUCCCCCCAGGUCUGUCCCCGCUGCUCUGGCCACCCCCACUGUUUCUAGUUCCAAUUCCACAUCUAGAAAUGCUCUACCUGAGCAGCUACUAGCCAUGGAGAGCAGCUCUGGGCCUGUGGAACCUUCUGCCUUGUCCAACUCUGCAGGCAGCGCUGGUCCUGGUCCCAUGGGGCCAUCUUCCCAGCCAGGGGAGGCGGCCCCCAAACCUGUCCUUGCAGUUGCAGAAUCUGCUGAACCCCCUGCCCAGAAACCAGGUCCCACUAACCCAGGGGGUCCAGGACCCCAGAAAACAAAGGAGGAGGUUUCUGAGACAGAGGCAGGCCAGGAGGCAUCCUUAGGUACCCCACAGGGGGCAGUGGACACCCCAGCCACCCCAGGAGAGCCACCAUUCUGUCCCACGCCCCAACCCACAGCACUGGAUUCCGAACACGGCCUGGGCAGCCUCUGCUCCCUGUGUCCCCUAUCCUCUGGACUGGAAGUUAAGGAAGGCUGCAUGGAGGAAGCAGCUGCUCUCACUAUUCAGUUCGGUGCUAUUAAACGUGGGUUGGAUCCAUGGCUGAGUGAGUCCUUGUCCAUCAGUGCGAGCAGAGUCUGGGCCCAGCUGCGAGCACCCGGUCAGCGUUGCAGGUGUGGUUCAUGGCAGGGGCUUGGAUCCUUGCAGGGUCUGGCUGAAUGGGUGGGAGUGGGAGGCUUGGUGGGAGGGGUGUGGCCUUGAGAACUAUCUUCGAGGCCAGCGGUGAAGUGAGCAGGCAGCAGGCCAGGGCUGUGAGUCCCCAGGGCCGAGGGUGGAGUGAAGGAGUACCCGCUCUGCACAGGGAGGGUUUUCUAGUAACAGAGCUGACUGGGAGGCUUCUCCAGCCCAGGUCAGCACAGGACAGGCACAGUGCAUCUGCUCCGAGGGACAGAUAGGCAAACAUUUCAGGCCCCUGUGGGUCCUAUAAUUGGGAAAACAAAACACCUUCCUGGAGAAUAGGAAAGAAAAAGAAGUGGAAAUAUAACUGCAAUCAGAAAGUCAUUUUCGGAAGGAAAGUAAUAAGCAAAUGGUAAAUUUUAAGUAAAAUAGACAUUGUUGGGAUUACUUCAUUAGUAAUUUGCUUGAAAAUGUUCUGGGUUCAGGUGGUUUUAUUUCUGAGUUAUUUUACGGCACAGACACCUCAUAAGUAAAACAGCUGCGAGUCUUAGAAGUAGGUGGGAAGCUGAUGUAGCCCCAAAGCGAAACAAGCAAGCUGAUAAGAAAUCAGUGUGCACCCUUGAUUCUGAUCCAGUGGAGGAAUUUGGAUGUUCCAGCCCAGCCUGGUCACACUGCUGCCCCCAUGCUAUUGCUCAGGCCCGGGCCCUCCUCCUGCAGGCUGUCCUGGUCAGCUGUGGCCUGGCCCACCUAUGGGUCUGGUGUCGUUAGCAACAUUGGGGCCCCAGAGCUGCCCUCUGGGGGGGGGGUGGCCCAGUCAGCAGCCCUCUGCACAGGCUGCCUCUCCCAUCUCCAGUUAGUGGACCUGGAGUGAGUUCCCUCAGCCCAAGAUUUCCAUCUUCCCUUUUGACCCCCGGUCUCACUAGGGGCCUUUUCCCCCUCGGGCCCCAGACGGCUCCUGCAGGCUCGGGUUAUGGUCCAGCAUACCUCUCAUGAGGGUCAUCUGCAACGGCAGGCCCGGGGGCUUUGGGGAGAGACUGGACAGAUGACCUGUGGAAAAUGGGUUCUGUUGGUGUGCCCUGGCCAUGAAGAAAAGGACGGGAGGGCAGGCCUCAGUUGUGAGGGCAAGGUCACCCAUUCCUGGGGUUGGGAGAGGGUGGGAGGGCGCUGGCCUUCCAGACUGGCAGCGCCUAUGGUUCCGCAAAGUGACUGCCCCAUAUUUAGCUGGCACUGUGCCCUGCCUUUGGGCAGAUGUGAUGACCCAGCUGCUCUCCUCUGGGGGGGAGAAGGAACACAGAGGGCCAGGAGAGGGGGCUCUGCUGUGCGUGGCAGGAGAAGGGCCCUUGGGUCAUGGCCAUUCCUGGCUCUGCACACGUAGGCAGCCCACCCAGAGGAGGGUGCUCUGGGCCUGGCAGGGUUGCUGGAUGUGCUCAGGGUGGGCUGUGCUGGGGCGUGCAUUCCAGACCAUUGUGUCUGUCCGUUGCUUCCCUUGGAAAUACCCGGAGGUCUCAUUUUCUAAAGCUGGGACACGGUGGGCACUGUGGGAGGGUUUGUAAAGCGCCCGUGUCCAAGAAAACUUCUAACACCGGAAGUGUUGAGGAUGAGGUACUGUGAGAUACAGAACAUUUUUUAAAGCUGCAGGAACGAAAGGACGUGGAAAUUGGUAUGGAAGGAUGAGCAGAGAACUUGUAAAUAAAGCCGAAUAAAUACAGGGGUUUAGUUCACGCUGGCAGGGCUGUUUCCAAUUAAUGGGGGUAAAGUGGAUCAUUCAGUGAGAGGACUUGGAGCAGCUGGUCAGUUGUCUGGAAAACAGUGAAACUCACUGUGUGCCAGCCGUGCUUCAGGUGGAUUAAAGAUUUAACGGUAAAAAGUCACAAAAGCACCAUGGGGAGGUACGGGCAGAUUUUCUGCUGUGAUUCCAGACAUUCUAGGUGCCAGGAACCGCAGGAGGCCUCUGGGCGCGCUGAACCCUGGCCCGCGUGCAGGUGGCGGCUGCUUGCUCCAUGGUCUCGGCUGAACCAUGAGCCAUUGGAAUCACCGGUCCUCAAGGGGGCGGGGUAGGGCUGAGUGCCCAGUGGGGGUCACCGCCUUGUUAACAGCCUGGAGGUCCGGCAGCGAGGAGUGCGGUCACCAGGCUGCUGGCGCUGUGUUGGUCAGGGCGGGCCGACUGUGCUGCAGGAACAGAACCUCCACAUCGUGGCCACCCCAUCCAUUGUGGUCCCUCGGGUCGUGCCGACAGGGCUCCACUGGCUACAUUUCUCCAUGACCGCAGAGACUGGGGAAGGACCGCUGUGAACCACUAGUGGUGCGCAUCACUCCCCUCCGUUCACCUGGCCUGAGGGAGCUGCUGCGCCCUCCCGCGAAGUGGGUGGGGCCCUCAGCGCCAAGCCACGGGACACAGCUGUGCAGCCAUGAGGGGGGGCCACAUGGGCUGUGGGGAGAGAUGCCCGUGCGCACCUGCUCAGGCUGCGUGGCCUAAGCGACAGGAGGUGCUUCCUCCCGGUCCUGGAGCCUGGGCAUCCGAGAUCCAGGUGUUGGCAGGGUUGGCUGCUCCCAAGACCCCUCACCUCGCUGUGUGUCCCCUGACGGUCUCCCUCAGUGUGUCUGUGUCCUCGCCCCCUUAUGAGGACACCGGUCCUAUUGGAUCAGGGCCCACCAUAUGACCGCAUUGAAGCUUAAUCCCCUCUUUGAAGCCUCUGGACACAACCACGUCUGAGGUGCUGGGAGUGGAGCUUCAACAUGGGAACUUGGGGGAGACAGCUGGGCCAUCAGAACACCCGACAUGGGUUUGUUUCCCAUCUUUGCAGUCUUGGGCAGUGCUGUCGUGAGCAUCCUUCUGACAUCGCCCCUGUGUGCAGAGCUGCUCCAGCCCCGAGCAGGAUGUGCCCAGCUCUGUAUCUGGGACCCCUACAGAGGGUGCGAAGAUGUUACUCUAUAUUCCCAAGUUUAAACAUUCUUCCUUUCACGUGACUCUGGAAUCUCCUGGCCUGCAGGGCGCCCUUGACAGCCCGUUCCUUCUCCCCGGGUGCCCUGUCUCCCCGUUGGCGGGGCCGUAAGAAGGUGAAGAGGGACGUCCCUGGCUGCUUUCCACCUGUGUCUGAGCAGUGCCGGCCUGGGCCAGCGGUCGGGAGUGAGCCCACGCCCUUACACCUGCCUGUGCGGGUGGCAGAAGUGCAGCCACGGUGCAGGGACACCUGCUGGCCGCUGGGAGUGCCACAUCGGCCCCCGAGAGGCCUCAAGUGAUAGCGCCCUUCACCACCACCAUGCUUAGGGGCCCCUCUCCAAGAGGGACUGGGUUCACGGGAACUUCCUGGGCACCAGCCUGUGGGCAUCAGCCCCAUCCCAGGCCCUGGGGAGGGCCAUCUGGGCACUGAUGUCAGCCCUGGGGAACUGGCCCCUGUGGACCAUCCCUCCUGGCGGUAGUCGGCCCCAGAGGCCGGUGCUGGUGCCUGGGAAUGGUCCCACUUCCUGUAAAACAUGGAGCUUUUCUGUGCAUUCACCGGGAACAACCAGGGCGGCAACCCAUUGCUAGCCGGUCCCACCCUGGCCCCUAAGUGCCAGGCAGGCCGGCUGAGAACACCCAAGUGGCCUUCCUUCCUGCCAUCUCCAGCUCCUGGACCAGUGGCUCCUCACCCUGGCAUUUCCUCCUGGCCCGGCAAUGAUGGCCUGUCCCCCCAUCCCAAGGAGUCCAGUUGGUGCCUCCAAGCCCUCAGCUGUAGGAAGCCUUUCAUACCUUGUGUUGGUCAGGCCGCAGAGGUGCUUAGGGGAGAACGGGCUGUGCUCACCUCUGCCCAGGCACCCAUCAUAUCACGUGGACCUUGACCCCAGCGGGGGAGCCUGGUCCUCCGUGGCCAUCUUCCCCAAACACGGGGCAAGUUGGAAAGGACACUCCCAAGGGGCUUCACACGAAUUGCUGGCAGCUGCCCAAGGGCCUGGGAUGCUGCCCCAGGGAUGUGAGGUCAGCGCUGCUGCUGCCUGAGCAGUGGAUCCUGCCAGAGGGAGCAGCGUCCCUCCCAGGCUUUGCAGGAGCAGGUGACUUGCUUCUCUUGGAUUGAACAAGAGGCUCAGGCCCAGGACGGGUGGGUGGCUGUCCUCCCCGGGUCUCAGGAGCACAGCACUCAGCUCCACUUCUGAAACUCAUGUCCACAGCCAUCCCCGAGUUUGCUUGUGGGCCCUCUGGCUCACAGGGAGGUGCCCUGCGCACAGGGGGCGGGGUGGGUAGGCUGUAGUCGGGACUCGGGGGGCUCCUGCCGGCUGGGCUCAGGAGUCUUCCCCGUGCACGUGCAGAACAGCCAGCACGGGCCUGCCAGCCUCAGGCCGUGCACAACCGGGCGCAACUGAGGCCACCACCUGGGCUUCUGGGCGACGCUGUGCCAGAGGCGGGCAGGCCCAGGGAAGGGCUAUGAGGGUGUUCCUAGUCUCCCCCCACCCCCACACACACGGACACGUCAGGCCCCGGGAGGCAGGCAUGGCUGGGUUGGGGGAAGGCAGUGUAGGGAUGGUGCCCGGUUCCCGCCUCCCCAAUGGGCUCUGAGGCCCGCUAAGCACGGGGCCGCUUGUGGCACCGUCCUCCUCCCCACCCCCUCCCCGGGCCAGGGAGCUGCCUCCCCGGAACCCCUCUCCAGGAUCCGCAUCUUUGAAGCCAUGGAUACUGACAGAGGAUUCAGUGAAUCCAAGGUCGCCAGCCGGGCGUUGACAGAUGCCCGGCCACGAUACUAUUUCUGAUUUAAUAACCGAAUGGGAGGCUGGCCCUUGGUAAUAAUUAGGGCUAAUUACUGAGGAGGUGUUGACAGAAAGGCUGAGAGGAAACAAACUACCUUUAUCCCGGGGCUUAGAGUCAGAUUACACUGUGCUAUCUGCCUCUCAGAAAGGAGACGCUUCAAUCACUCACCAGAGGCUUCAAAGGGGAAGGGGCCCUGGCCGUGCACGGGCUCAGGAGGGCUAUGAAGCAUGCCUUUGACUCCGAAUGGCCACGCAGAGCCCGCUCCAGAGAUGGUUUCUUUGUGAAGUUUGAGUUCCCUGGGCAAACCUGCCGCUGCACCCAGGCCUGGGCGGGGCUCUGCAGGCACGGGCGGGAGGUGGGGGCCAGGGCUUGUGCUGAGGCCAGGUCCUCCCUGGGCUGGGCCCAUGCGUGGCAGUCUGCAGGAAGGCAGGGCAGCUGGUGCGUUUUCCUUGGCCCAGGGAACGAGCUGCAGGGAACAGAGUAGGGCUGUCACCCAGCAGGCUGUCCCCUGUCUCACCUGGACCCCUGAACCGCAGCUUCUCUACAGCAUUGUGGGCCAGUCCGGCCUCCUCGGAGGGGGCUGUGUCCUUGGCCUUACUAUUGGGGGACCACUUCUGGGGGCCUGGGUGUCACUCACUGGGCUGCCCUCACCCAGUGAGCCAGCACCGUGGACAGGAUGCUGACCCACAGGGACCUCGAUGACAAGAGGCUAACUACCUAGAGGGUUGUCCUGUGUCGUGGGCUUGUUGCUGACGCGCUGUGUGCCAACUCCCCUGGACCUCCCUGCAUUUCAGAGAUGGGGGAGGGGUGGUGGUCAGACCUCCAUGUCCUGUGAAGCAGGAGGCUUCCCAGUGAUCUGGCCUGGACCGCCCUGGGGCCGCCACGUCUGUAACGUGACUUCCAGGGGCCAGUUCUGAGAUUUGGGCCUUGCUGUGGUCUGAGCUGAUCAGGAAGGUGGAGGGCGACGGGGCCUACUCAGGAUGGCCUGUCCAGGUGUGGCCUGGGAGGUGCAGAGGGACUGGGUCUCGGUUCCUCCUGGCCUGGAGAACCGGCCAGCUCAGUUUUCCUGCUAGAAUGGCCGUGCCGCAUGAGAGAGAGGGGACUGCUGGGUCAGCAUCUCCCUUCCCUGGUGCUACUCUGCUUUGGGAGUAACAAUAAGCAUGAAGAUGAUAAAAGUUACCAGUAAAUUGCUUAGCUGAGUACUGACUACCUUGUGUUGCGGGCGCUAUUGAUGGAUUUAAGUCUAUUUAUAUUAGGGCAAAAAUAGGAUGGGAAAUCACUUUAAAUAGGAGAAGCACUUAAAAAUUGGCAUUAAAUCUGUUUAAAGUCACCUUAACUGGAAUGAGAAAUUGGAUCUAAAGCCAGAAAAAUCUAGGCAGGAAACUGGGUUUUCAUAAUACCUUAGUGGUAAAUCAAAUACCAUUAACUGUAGGUCAAGAAAAAAUAGCCCCCAAAUAUUGUUCAAUAUAUGUUAUUUGAAAAAUAGCCUCCUCGAAAAUGGCCAGGAGGGCGGCGGCCCAGUGGUUGCCCUGUGCCUGGAAGGUGCUGGUGCCCUCCCCUUGCGACUGUUGUGCGUGGGGAUGGCAUGGUCGUCCGUGAUGAACAGCCUCGAGCACUGCGAUCCACCCAAGUCUGGAGCUUAUUCCGAUUUCCUUAGUUUUCCUC
Delphinapterus leucas (beluga whale) is the source of this 8024-nucleotide messenger RNA. The record is from RefSeq and is a predicted model, not a curated record. NCBI's taxonomy places the organism in Eukaryota, Metazoa, Chordata, Mammalia, Artiodactyla, Monodontidae.